GCGACGCCGGACGGCAUGUCGGAGCACGCGGCUCCCGGAGCGCCGGGGCCCGGGCCCAACGGCGGCGGCGGCGGCCCGGCCCCCGCGCGCGGGCCGCGCACCCCCAACCUCAACCCCAACCCUCUCAUCAACGUGCGCGACCGGCUGUUCCACGCGCUCUUCUUCAAGAUGGCCGUGACCUACUCGCGGCUCUUCCCGCCUGCCUUCCGCCGGCUCUUCGAGUUCUUCGUGCUGCUCAAGGCCCUGUUCGUGCUGUUCGUGCUGGCCUACAUCCACUUCGUCUUCUCCCGCUCGCCCAUCAGCUGCCUGGAGCACGUGCGGGACCGCUGGCCGCGGGAGGGCGUGCUGCGCGUGGAGGUGCAGCACAACUCGAGUCGCGCGCCCGUCUUCCUGCAGUUCUGCACGGGCGCCGGCGCGGGCGCCCACGGGAGCUUCCCUGGGCUGGCCUUGGAGCCGGAGGACGAGGACGAGGAGCUGAGCAUGGAGAUGUUCGGGAACAGCUCCGUCCAGUUUGAGCUGGACAUUGAGCCCAAGGCAUUCAAGCCCCCGCGUGGUGAGGCCAACGACAGCCAGGAGUUCCCGUUCUCUGAGACGCCCACCAAAGCGUGGCCGCAGGACGAGUACAUCGUGGAGUACUCCCUGGAGUAUGGCUUCCUGCGGCUGUCGCAGGCCACGCGGCAGCGCCUCAGCAUCCCAGUCAUGGUGGUCACGCUCGACCCCACGCGGGACCAGUGCUUCGGGGACCGCUUCAGCCGCCUGCUGCUGGACGAGUUCCUGGGCUACGACGACAUCCUCAUGUCCAGCGUGAAGGGCCUGGCGGAGGACGAGGAGAAUAAAGGCUUCCUGCGGAACGUGGUGUCGGGCGAGCACUACCGCUUCGUCAGCAUGUGGAUGGCGCGCACGUCCUACCUGGCCGCCUUCGUCAUCAUGGUCAUCUUCACCCUGAGUGUGUCCAUGCUGCUGCGCUACUCCCACCACCAGAUCUUCGUCUUCAUCGGUGAGUCUCGGCCGGGCGGGGGCGCGGUGGGCGCGGCCCCAGCCCUCACCGGGCCCCGCCCGCGCCCUGUGCCCGCAGUGGACCUGCUGCAGAUGCUGGAGAUGAACAUGGCCAUCGCCUUCCCCGCAGCGCCCCUGCUGACCGUCAUCCUGGCCCUCGUGGGGAUGGAGGCUAUCAUGUCCGAGUUCUUCAAUGACACCACCACGGCCUUCUACAUCAUCCUCAUCGUGUGGCUGGCCGACCAGUACGACGCCAUCUGCUGCCACACGAGCACCAGCAAGCGGCACUGGCUGCGGUUCUUCUACUUGUAUCACUUCGCGUUCUACGCCUACCACUACCGCUUCAACGGACAGUACAGCAGCCUGGCCCUGGUCACCUCCUGGCUCUUCAUCCAGCAUUCCAUGAUCUACUUCUUCCACCACUACGAGCUGCCGGCCAUCCUGCAGCAGAUCCGCAUCCAGGAGAUGCUCCUGCGGACCCCGCCCCUGGGCCCCGGGACCCCCACGGCACUGCCUGACGACCUCAACAACAACUCAGGCGCCCCCGCUGCCGCCCCCGACGCCGCCGGGCAGCCCCUCGCGCUGGGCCCUGGCUCGGCCGCCGCCAGCGGGGGCCCUGGGCCUGUGGCCUCGGCGCCCAGCUCCCUGGGGGCCGUGGCGGCCUCCGUGGCGGCCGCGGCCGGGGCCGGGGGCGACCUGGGCUGGAUGGCUGAGACGGCGGCCAUCAUCACGGACGCCUCCUUCCUCUCCGGCCUGAGCGCCUCUCUCCUGGAGCGGCGGCCCCCCGGCCCCCCAAGUCCUAGCGCCCCCCCGGACAGCGCCCCCCAGAACGGCUCUGCGCCGGACACAGCCCCCGUGGCGGCCCCAGGGGGCGGCCCCAGCCCCGCACCCACAGCCCCCGCGGAUGCGCCCUCCGAUGCCGGGUCCUGAGCCGCUGCCUGCAGCUGAGACACCCGACCCUCGGUCCCGGUGGCUUCCCUGGAGCCAGUGGGGGUGGGGACCCCAGGGCCCACCCCUUUCUCUGCCUGCCCGGCCUGCUUUGGUUGGUUUUGGGGUUUCUCCCCGUUUGCCGGGAAGCCAGCCUUCUGCCCCAGGUGUGGGCCGGGCCAGGGGUGUCCCUGCUGGGAGGCAGGUGUGUGUCGGCUUGGAGGAGGGGGUGGGAGGGGCUCGGUGGUUCUGGGAGGGGCUUGGUGGAGGUGGAGCAGAGUCCUGAGGGCGGGCAGCUCUCAGCCGCGGAGGCGAGGUCGGGCCGGGCCGCGGCGGCCAGGGCGUGGGGAUCCGCCUGGUGCUCCCACGGCAGUGCCUUCCCCGCCCGGGCCCCUCCCCGUCGUGCGGGCACGGGGAGGGGGUGCAGGUGCCAACAGCAGGGGUGGUGGCCCGGGCGCCAGGCUCCCGCCCUGCUUGGUGCAGCGAGCAGUGGGCGGCAAACCAAUCAGUCAGGAAUGCAGAGGAGCGCUCAUUCCAUUCUAUUUAAUUGCAGUGUACAAAAUUGUGUUUGUAUAUAGAAUAAACUGUCCCCGGACAGCC
This is a messenger RNA of Lepus europaeus (European hare), 2523 nucleotides long. It is a transcript of the gene TMEM259, whose product is annotated as transmembrane protein 259. Gene Ontology annotation, biological process: positive regulation of ERAD pathway; response to endoplasmic reticulum stress. Lineage: Eukaryota; Metazoa; Chordata; Mammalia; Lagomorpha; Leporidae. Gene Ontology annotation, cellular component: endoplasmic reticulum. The record is from RefSeq and is a predicted model, not a curated record. The coding region runs from base 16 to 1926 and encodes 636 amino acids. The transcript is spliced from 10 exons.